GAGGGAAAGUUAUUAAAGGGACCCUACUUCCACAUGUGAGUUAUUUAGAAGUUAAAAUUUGGGACGAAGAUGGCUGGGUCAUUUCGCCUUGCGUUAGUUCAGCUGGCUGUUACUGCUUCAAAAUCGGACAAUCUUGCCCGUGCUGCUCGCUUAAUCAAAGAGGCUGCGUCGAAAGGAGCUAAUAUUGUCGCUUUACCAGAGUGCUUUAAUUCCCCUUACGGGACUAGCUAUUUCCCGGAGUAUGCGGAACCUAUUCCGGGUCCAUCAACAGAGACGCUCGUCAAUGCAGCGAAGGAGAACAAUAUUUAUCUAGUUGGAGGUUCGAUCCCAGAGGAAGACGGCGGGAAAAUUUAUAAUACUUGUACCGUUUACAAUCCAAAUGGUGACUUGAUUGCGAAGCAUAGAAAAGUCCACUUGUUUGAUAUUGAUGUGCCUGGGAAAAUAAGAUUCCAGGAAUCGGAGACACUAAGCCCUGGAAAUAACUUCAGUUUUUUCGACACCCCAUUGUGUCGGAUUGGAAUUGGAAUAUGUUAUGACAUUAGAUUUGCUGAAAUGGCACAAAUCUAUGCAAAGAAUGGCUGCAAAUUAUUGAUAUAUCCUGGUGCCUUUAACAUGACCACUGGUCCUGCACACUGGGAGUUACUUACUCGAGCACGAGCCUUGGAUAACCAACUUUACGUGGCAACAGUAUCGCCCGCACGUGACGAAAAUGCUUCCUACGUGGCGUGGGGUCACAGCAGUGCAGUUAGCCCAUGGGGAGAAGUAGUUGCAACAACUGGUCAUGAAGAAAACAUCGUGUACGUGGACAUUGAUCUUGGACUGAUAGACCAAGUUCGUGGACAAGUGCCGAUCACAGUCCAGAGAAGAAACGAUUUGUAUGAAGUCAGUGAAAAAAAGAAAGAAUAACACAGGACUUGGGCAACUAUGAUUUUCAGUUUUUAAAUAUGAAUGGUACUUUGACGCAGAGUCGAAAAUGUGUUUAAUCAUUAAUUUAACAAGAGACCAUGUGUUUGUUUUCUUACAUACUUACUUAGUGCCAUUGGUAUUUUGAGCUAUUUUUGUGAAUUGGGUAGCAAUUUGUUGAGAGCAGUAUGUAAAUAUACUGUUCAAAUACGUAUUUUUGUUAUGAAGUAUACAUGUACGUGAUGCAGUGAUAAAACUGAUGAGAUAUUGUUUCUACUAUCAUUAAUUUGGGUAUAGCAUUUAAAUUAAUUAUCAAGCGCCUCGCAUAAGUCUUAAUAAAGGGACAUGAAAGUAUGUAAAGCAGGUGCAACUAGGCCACAUGACGUAGUUGAAAUUCAGUUGGUAAAAAUGUUUUGCUGAAGAAUUAACAUAAAUAUUUAAACUUAUCUUUUUUACUGGUUUUAUAAUGUUACAAAGUCGAAACCAUCAUGAGUAUCAAACUGCCUUUCAAAGGUAACGGGCGUGCAUAGAUUACGUUUAUAAUAUAUCAAAAUUCGGAAGGCAAAUUUAUAGAAUGUAUAUGCACUACAUGAGUUGUAGUAGGUCACCAUGUCGCUUAUCACUAAUAGAACGUGACUCGACAUAGACUUAUCUAAUGUAAUACCAAGUGAGGGCCGACUAUGAAAUUACACUGAAAUACUGGACGAGCUACUUUGCAGAUAUAAAUGGAUUUCCGAUGCCAUUACGUUGGGCAGGCCUACUAAAACCAACGUAUUAAAUUCGCAUAAAAUUUAAUAUGUAAUAGAGAGGCUGCUAUUUCAUACUAAAAUGGUUGUCAAUCGUGACACAAGCGUAUGAUGAGUCAAACGUCAGGGACCGUUUUCACGAAUCCAUCUUGGACAAAAUUUGAAGUUAGAGGAAAGGUAUUUCACGAAAAUCCCUUUAUCAGUUGUAGCCUAUGGAAAAACAGACCCCGGGUCCCAUGUCAUCAAAAUUUCCAAUCAUUCUGUUUUGCUGAACAUUAUUAAUAUGUCUUUGUAAAACUAAAUACGAAGUUUAAACAUAAAUUUACGUAUAACAUACAACGCGAUUAAAUGUAUUGGGCCGCUAUUGGUAUGCACUUACGCCUCGUUUUCCUAUUAUUAGACUAACCACUUGACUGAUAAUGAAGAAUUUGUCACAAAAUUUAAACUUUUGUAAUUUUUCUUUUAUUCUUUAUAAUAGUGACAAAUGCCAGUCUAUUUUUUGAGAUUUUCUCAGGGAACUGAUAGUAGUAUUAUCAAUUUAUAUGAUAUUGGACAUAAGAUAUAGACUGGCUACAUCCAUAAUUUUAAAAAAAAAACUUAAAAAAAAAACGUUAUAUCAUAGUCUAUGAGCUAGUCUACUCUAUUAUCAAUUAUUAUACUGACCGUGGGAUGUCAGUAUCGAACCCUAUAAUAAAUAAUGCACACGUAUACGGACAAGUAUGGGAAUUGAAAAAAAAAACUUUUACAUAUUGGGAUAUUGACACCUCUGAUAAUGUUUAUAUACUUUUGCAUUGGAAACUUCUAACGUCCCUUUAUAUUUUUCGCAGUAUCAUUCAUAAUACUUGGAGUACAUUUACGAAAUUGCUCACACAGUGUUGAUUAACAGCUUGUUAAUAAC
Molecule: messenger RNA, 2547 nt
Organism: Mercenaria mercenaria
Lineage: Eukaryota; Metazoa; Mollusca; Bivalvia; Venerida; Veneridae
Product: omega-amidase NIT2-like
Exons: 1
Coding region: 70-906 (278 amino acids)
Biological process (GO): L-glutamine metabolic process; oxaloacetate metabolic process
Cellular component (GO): mitochondrion
Molecular function (GO): omega-amidase activity
Source: RefSeq, a predicted model, not a curated record